Aegilops tauschii subsp. strangulata is the source of this 2377-nucleotide messenger RNA. RefSeq names its product 1-aminocyclopropane-1-carboxylate synthase 6. NCBI's taxonomy places the organism in Eukaryota, Viridiplantae, Streptophyta, Magnoliopsida, Poales, Poaceae. The record is from RefSeq and is a predicted model, not a curated record. Gene Ontology annotation, biological process: amino acid metabolic process; biosynthetic process. Gene Ontology annotation, molecular function: transaminase activity; pyridoxal phosphate binding.
GCCCCUCCCUCCCGCCCGCCCGCGCCAACCCAACCCAAUCUCCCGCGCGCCACACGCAUGCCCGGCAGCAGGGCGGCGUCGACGGCGAGGACGACGACGACGACGCGGCGCCACCGCGGGCGCCGCGCGGGCCGUCCAUGAGCAGGAAGGGCGACCGCGCCGACAAGAAGCCGCACCCGAGAUCACCGCGCGGCGCCGGGGGCGACAGGGAGGGCGGCGGCCGGCAGCGGAGGGCGGACGGGGGGAUGCGCAUCGUGGUGCCGCUGCAGGGGGUGGUGCAGGGCCGCGGCGGGCUCGUCCUCGGCUCCCUCAUCCCCUGCGCCCUCUUCUACUUCCUCCAGCUCUACAUCAAGCGCAACCGCCCGCCGCCGGGCUCCCCCACCGCGGCCUCCUCCGCCGCGCCCGCCGCGGCGGGCCCGCUCUCGCCGAUCCACCGCUCCCUCUCGCGGGGCCUGCUCUCCCCGCGCGCGCUCCCGGCCCUCUCCGCCCGCGGCGCCCUCGUGCGCGCCGGCGACGAGGACUCGCUCUACUACGCCGGCCUCCGCCGCUGCGCCGACGACCCCUACCACCCCGCCUCCAACCCCUCCGGCGUCAUCCAGCUCGGCCUCGCCGAGAACCACCUGUCCCUGGAUUUGGUGAGGGAGUGGAUGGAGGAGCACGCGGGGCCGGCGAUGACGCCGAGCGGAGGCGCCGAGGAGAGGGACCUCACCAUCAGCGGGCUCGCCACGUACCAGCCAUACGACGGGAUACUUGCCUUGAAGAUGGCUGUUGCUGGAUUUAUGAGGCAAAUAAUGCAAGAGUCAGUAUCCUUUGAUCCAUCUCAAAUGGUGAUAACAUCUGGUGCAACGCCUGCAAUGGAAAUACUGAGCUUCUGUCUUGCUGAUCCAGGAAAUGCAUUUCUUGUUCCGUCACCGUACUACCCUGGGUGGGACAGGGAUAUAAAAUGGCGAACCGGUAUUGAGUUGAUUCCUGUUCCUUGCCGUAGCACCGACAACUUUAACAUCAGUAUCACUGCUCUAGAAAUAGCGUAUAAUCAGGCAAAGAAGCGAGGGGUGAGGGUUCGUGGGGUUCUCAUAUCUAAUCCUUCCAACCCCACAGGAAGCUUUGUGCCCAAGCAAACACUGCGCGAUCUUCUAGAUUUUGCUACAGAGAAGAACAUACACUUGAUUUCUGAUGAAGUAUUUGCCGGUUCAACAUUCGGAAGUGGUGAAUUUGUCAGUGUGGCAGAGCUCGUGAACGAGCUAGAAGACUUUGACAGAGGCAGGGUUCACAUAAUCUACGGGCUCUCAAAAGACCUAUCUCUUGCAGGGUUUCGAGUCGGAGUCAUAUAUUCGUAUAACGAAAGCAUUGUGGAGGCAGCUGCCAAGAUUGCCAGAUUCUCAUCUGUGUCGACCCCGACCCAGCGCCUUCUUGUUGCCAUGCUUUCGGACCAGAAGUUUAUUUCAAAUUACCUGAAAGUUAACAGAGAGAGGCUGCGCAAGGCGUACAAUCUGCUCGUUGAUGCUUUGAAACAGGUGGGCAUCGAGUGCUUCAAGAGCAGCGGAGGGUUCUACUGCUGGGCAGACAUGAGCAAGUUCAUCCGGUCUUACAGUGAGAAAGGGGAACGCAGGCUUUGGGACAGGCUGUUGGAGGAGGCGAAGGUCAAUGUCACCCCAGGUUCAUCUUGCCAUUGCAUUGAGCCUGGUUGGUUUAGGUGCUGUUUCACAACGUUGAGGGAGCAGGAUAUUCCUGUGGUGGUGGAAAGGCUCAGGAGGGUCACAGAUGGCCACAAAUCAAACCGCUGAAACGCCUAGAGAACUCCUUUUGGGCCUGUAGGGUGUCAAGAAAUAACUGCUUCGCCAGGUGCUUCGAAGAAAACGCAGGAACACACAGGGAAAAAAUGCCUACCUGUUCCGAUAAGAGGGAUUCCGUCUUGGCAUCUACCAUUGGGGUAGGUUUGAAACUGACAAUUGUUGGAAACAGUCAUGCCUUUGGUGGUGGAACAAAGAACAGGGAUCAUGUUCAUAUUGGUCAUGUCCUCUCUGUUCCUGUUGAAUCCAAGCACGGCAGCUCUUCGGAAGGUUGUAAUUGUGUCGAUUCUCAUCUGCUUCCCUGUAGGUGUCACAGGCGGUAAAUUGUCCGUCUUAUGGUAGGCGUGGGCCAAGUCUUGUGUUCAUUCGCCUGUUAAAUCCUGUUAUCCUCUUUUUUUUUUGGCAAUUUUGUUCUUUGGUAACAUAAGUUAGUGUCGAGGAAUUCAGUUUCUUCUGUUCUUGUCAUCUGUAAAGUAUCCAGUUUGUGAAUUCAGGUUCUUUCUCCUCUGGCAAUUUUGUUCCUUGGUGACAUAAGUUGGUGUUGAGGAAUUCAGGUUCUUAUCAUCUGUAAAGUAUCCAGUUUGUGA